Messenger RNA from Protopolystoma xenopodis, 1391 nucleotides. NCBI's taxonomy places the organism in Eukaryota, Metazoa, Platyhelminthes, Monogenea, Polystomatidea, Polystomatidae. The record is from the annotation of a GenBank genome assembly.
UUUUUCCUCGACUUCGUCACAUGGCCCCGGACAAACUGAAGGAAGCCAAGUUUAUGUUCAAUGAUAUAAUAAAUGAUGAUAUUAUUUGUCCCUCAAAGAGUGCAUGGGUGUUUCAACUUUAUUUAGUCCAAAAUAAAGCCCUAAAAGUCAAAAACAUUUUCUUCAAAGUUGACCUAAAAACUGCUUAUUUUCAGAUCCUUGUGGAUACAGAUAACAUAGAAAAGACGGCCGUCAUCACCCCUUUCGGUUUUUUCAAAUUCAACAGGAGGAAUGUUAUCUAUGGUCUAGAUACAGUUUUCGUUUAUAUUGAUAAAAUACUGAUUGCUAGUGACGAUAGUGAACAGCAAAAACAGCACUUUGUUUCAUUGUUUAAAAGACUAUUGCAUCAUCAUCGGGUGAUUUCCUCUGAACAAUGUGUUUUUGGCGUUGAUUCUUUGACUUUCCUCCGAUUUCGUAUUGAUACUCAUGGUAUGCUAACAAGUCAAGAGAGGGUUUUGAGUAUCAACAAUUUUUGGCUUUUACGCACCCCCAAAGCUUUAAGAAAUUUUCUCUGUAAUGCUGACCUUCACCUCGUGACCAACGCCUUCGACCGGGCUGUGGGUGAUAUGUUCUAUCAGGUUUUUAUGGAGCUUCUCAGUCUCGCUUUAUACUCUCGAAAAUUCACUUCAGAAGAGCAGAGAUACAUAACUUUUAGCCGAGUACUCUUGGCGACAAGUAUUGCACGCGCAAAUUCCGCUAAAUGGACUACAUCGCACAAUUUAACAGCGAUGUUGGCUAUGUCAAAGGAGCACGCAACAUCUUUGCAUACAGCCUCUCCUGCAUUGGCAUGGUACUGUUGUGCCUACAAUAUAAUUGAUUAUCAAGCCAUGCAGAAGCACAUGAACGGGAGCGGAGUCAAAUCACCGUGUGAUUUGUCAACGAAAACACAUCGUCGUUUCGUUUAUUCCGCCAUGCGGAAAUUGGCAUUUCAAGCCGUUCAUGAUUUGACAUAUCCAGGCUUAAAUGCGCCAAGGAAACUAAUCACAAGCUGUGUUAUCUUGCCAGGAAUGCAAACGGACCUCGAUAAGUGGAGUAAAGCCUGCCCAUUUUACCAAAACAACAAGGUGCAUUGGCACACCAAAGCUCCUAUCGUGAGAUUCAACCCAAUCCACAUGAAAACCACUAGCCAUUUACCACUAUGGACUGUUUCAAACAAUGGCCAGAAGCUUUUCCAAUCCCAGACAUACAGGAGUGACAGUUUCAAAAAUCUUUUUCGCUCAUUAGGUUUAAAGGUUUUGCAGACCGACAAUCAGCACAACCGACAACGGCAAGUAGUUCGAAUCCUAUCUUUUCACCCAACUAUCGAAAUUAUUAGGAACGAAAAUGAUUUAUACGUGAGGCUAAGGGUUUAG